Diversispora eburnea is the source of this 756-nucleotide messenger RNA. NCBI's taxonomy places the organism in Eukaryota, Fungi, Glomeromycota, Glomeromycetes, Diversisporales, Diversisporaceae. The record is from the annotation of a GenBank genome assembly.
AUGGCAUUGAUUAAUAACAAUUCGUUUGAUGAUGAAUUAGAUGAAUCAGAUGACUCAUCCAAUUUCUUGGAAUUGAUCCACGCAGAUAAAGGACAACUACGAAGGACCACUUAUGAAUGUACCAAAUCCGGUUCACAUAUUUCACAAGUUACAUCAAAUCGGAUCAAGAGGUUUGAUGCAAUUUAUAAUACAAAUCGAUUUCAGAUGAUGUUUUGUAUUAUAGCUGUAACUGAUAGUAAUUAUGGAACUAGAAUUAUUGCAAAUACUUUUCCUAAUGUUCAAUAUUUAUCAUGCAUCCUUGAAUCUUCAAAAAAAAGCUCAAAGGAAAAUAUGGCAGUCACAGUAAAAUACUUGCCUGAAAUACUUUAUAUUGCUAUAGAAUCAUGGGCAAUACCUUGUAUAUAUAAUCAUUUUAUGCAAAGGGUUGAAUCGAUCGAUAGGGAUAUACAUGACAUAGUAGACUGUUCUACAUCAUUAUCCAAUUUGGUAAAUAAAACAAAUAUUGAAGCCAGAGAACAGGAACAGGAGAUACAACAAAUAAUUUUUAGUUCAUUGGCUAGAACUAUAUCUCAAGAAGCAAUUCUAGAAACCAAUUCAUAUAGUUCUCAACGAUUAAUAAAAUCAAAUAAAGCAAUAUAUGCAGAAUUAUUUGGACUAUUAAGAAAACUAAUCGACCAUGUUAUUAAGGUUAAUUUGGAACAAGAAUUAUUGAACAAAUUUAAAAUGUUAAUUUAUGAUAGUCAGAAUGAAAAUUAA